AUGGAUUCAAGGUUGAUUUCUUUAGUGAGUUGCUCAUAUAAAUUUGUAAACAAAGUUGUAGUUUCGGCCUUUGUGGAAAGAUGGCAGCCAGAGACAAACACAUUUCAUCUACUAUUUGGUGAGACGCCACCAACCUUAAAUAAUGUUAGUGUAAUUCUAGGGAUUCCAGUGAUUGAUAAAUCUGUGUCUUGCAAGAUGCUAUCAAAUGUUGACGCUGCAAAUCUUCUAGUUGAGGCUUUGGGAGUAACAGUAGAUGAGGCAAAUGUAGCGUUAAAGGUAGCAUGGGGCCAGUCUAUAAAGGUAGAAUGGUUGAGACAAUGGUUUAGACAAGACUGGCACACGUGUUCCAGUAAUGUAUUUGCCUUUUCUUAUGGAUUUGUAAUAAGUUGCUUCUUAUACUUGGGGGCAGCCCCAUUGGCUUUUUUAUACCAGCAAUUGUGUACUGCCACAAGGUAUGCCGUGAAACAGAUGGCGGGAUACAUGACAUUGCUAGAAGCUUGGAUUUACGAGAAUUUUUUUGGUGCUAGACCCCACCCCAAUUUGGACUAUAAAGAAGAUCAGUCUCGUGUCUUUCGUUGGAUUUGUCGCACCCAAUCUGGUUUGUCAAUGUGUAUUUUACAAAGGUUGCAAGAGGAUCUUCACAGAUUAGAGGCCCAUGACGUUAUUUGGGAUCCAUACCAUGAUAAAUGUAUUGAGCAUCCUUUUUCUGAUGUUACUUACUAUAGUGGAUGCAUAAAAUGUAUGCAGAUUGUUGAACUAUACCAUCCGAAUAAGGUGCUGAGACAGUUUGGCAAGGUGAAAACUAUUCCUUCACCUUCGCUUGCUCUAGUUCAAGCCUCUAGAGGAUCCACAUCAAAACAGUACAGCAUUGCCUAUAAAUACUUGGAUACGAUUUGGGAGAGUUGGGAAAAUCACUUGUUGUUUGAGACGACGCAUAGUGUUCUAGUCUUCCAUCCAUGGGAUUGUGUGCCAAGUUACUUGGACUAG
Camellia sinensis is the source of this 987-nucleotide messenger RNA. The record is from RefSeq and is a predicted model, not a curated record. NCBI's taxonomy places the organism in Eukaryota, Viridiplantae, Streptophyta, Magnoliopsida, Ericales, Theaceae.